Messenger RNA from Enterobius vermicularis (human pinworm), 1416 nucleotides. NCBI's taxonomy places the organism in Eukaryota, Metazoa, Nematoda, Chromadorea, Rhabditida, Oxyuridae. The record is from the annotation of a GenBank genome assembly.
GAAAUGGAUUCGAAAAAGCAUUGCCAGUGUAAGGUGAUGUUGCUAGAUGGAACUGACUUGAAUAUCGUUGUCCCGAAAAAUGCUCUUGGCCAAGAAGUUUAUGAUCAAGUGUUUUAUACACUUGAUUUAGAGGAACGGGACUACUUUGGUUUGCUGUUUACUGAUCAUUACCACGUCCAGCAUUGGCUUGACCCAUUGAAAAAACUUUCAAAGCAAGUACCCAUAGGUCCUCCAUACACCUUUCGCUUUAAUGUGAAAUUUUAUACCAGUGAACCGAGCAAUCUUCGAGAAGAACUUACGAGGUACCAAUUCUUCUUGCAACUAAAGCAGGACAUUCAAACAGGCAAAUUAGAAUGUCCGAAGGAAACGGCAAUCGAAUUAGCAGCCUUAGCACUACAGUCAGAACUGGGUGAUUAUAAUCCGGCAGAACAUACCCCUGCCCUAAUAUCUGAGUUUCGUUUCCAUCCUGAGCAGAACGAAGAAAUGGAAUUGGCAAUUUUGGAACAUUUUAUGACUUGUCGGGGACAAUCUCCAGCAACUGCAGAAUUGAAUUAUCUUAAUAAAGCAAAAUGGAUUGAGUUAUAUGGUGUAGAUAUGCACACUGUUGAAGGGAAAGAUGGAAACUCUUACAGACUUGGGUUGACACCAGUCGGUUGCCUUGUUUUUGACGGAACUCAGAAGAUUGGAUUGUUCUCGUGGGAAAAGAUACAAAAACUCGACUUCAAAAAUCGUAAACUUACUUUGGUUGUCGAGGAAGAUGCUGAUUUUCAGAGUGGUCAGGUACAACUACAUACAUUUGUAUUUAAUUUAUCGUCGCAUAAGGCCUGCAAGCAUUUAUGGAAGUGCGCCAUUGAACAUCACACAUUCUUCCGUUUGAAAUUUCACCAAACAAAAACACGAAAAUCGUCACUGUUUCGUCUUGGCAGUACAUUUAAAUAUCGUGGUCGGACUGAAUAUGAAAAUAUGCAUAAGGACGUCGGACGACUUUCACGUCGGCAGUCAACUACUUUUGAACGUCGUCCAUCACAGCGAUAUGGGCCUCGACAAACGCUCGUUGAUCGCCGGGUUCAAAUUCGAAGCGAAUUUAAGCAACAGGUGAGAACAAUGUUCGCUGAACACUCAAACUGUUUGUUCGAUGUACUUAUUACGUACCUCAAAAUAAAGUAUUUAGAUUUUCAUCUUUAUUUUAUCUCUUUUAUACUUCUUUUUUGUUCAGCAAUGAAGGUGGCAGCGGAAGCUCGCUUAGAAAACUUAAUUUUCAAUCACGAAACCGGCACGAGAUCGAGUAAUAUACCAGCUCCUGUGGUCAGAAAAUUACAUGAAUCACCACAGGCUACACAUCGAUUGCUAAGUGGGGUGAAACGUAAGAUUUGUUUUUCCCUGAUCGUCUGCAAAUGUUUCCUCAAUUACUUGUAG